GUGCCUCCACCCAGAAUUCUAACACUGUGGAGCCAGAGAAGCAGGUGGACAGCACUGUGAAGAUGGCUGGGGUGAUUGCUGGCCUCCUGAUGUUCAUCAUCAUUCUUCUGGGCGUGAUGCUUACCAUCAAACGGAGGAAGCUUGCCAAGAAGCAGAAGGAGACACAGAGUGGAGCCCAGAGGGAGAUGGGGCCUGUGGCCUCUGCUGAAAAACCCACCACCAAGCUCAGCACCAGCCGCAAUGAUGAAGGCUUCUCCUCUAGUUCUCAGGACAUUAAUGGAUUCAAUGGCAGCCGUGGGGAACUUUCCCAGCCCACCCUCACGAUCCAGACUCACCCGUACCGGACAUGUGAUCCUGUGGAGAUGAGUUACCCCCGGGACCAGUUCCAACCGGCCAUCCGGGUGGCCGACCUGCUGCAACACAUCACUCAGAUGAAGAGAGGUCAAGGCUACGGGUUCAAGGAGGAAUAUGAGGCCUUACCAGAGGGACAGACAGCUUCGUGGGACACAGCCAAGGAAGAUGAAAACCGCAAUAAGAAUCGAUAUGGGAACAUCAUAUCCUAUGACCACUCCCGGGUGAGGCUACUGGUGCUGGAUGGAGACCCACACUCUGAUUAUAUCAAUGCCAACUACAUUGAUGGAUACCAUCGGCCCCGGCACUAUAUUGCAACUCAAGGUCCCAUGCAGGAGACAGUAAAGGACUUUUGGAGAAUGAUCUGGCAGGAAAACUCUGCCAGCAUCGUCAUGGUUACAAACCUCGUGGAGGUGGGCAGGCACCCAGCGGAACACACUGUGGGAAAUGCCACGCUAGGCCGUGCGGCGUCCCCCGGAAUGGUGAAGUGUGUACGAUACUGGCCAGAUGACACGGAAGUCUAUGGAGACAUUAAAGUCACCCUGAUCGAAACAGAGCCCCUGGCAGAAUAUGUCAUCCGCACCUUCACAGUCCAGAAGAAAGGCUACCACGAGAUCCGGGAGCUCCGGCUCUUCCACUUCACCAGCUGGCCUGACCACGGUGUCCCCUGCUAUGCCACGGGCCUCCUGGGUUUCAUCCGCCAGGUCAAGUUCCUCAACCCUCCAGAAGCUGGGCCCAUAGUGGUCCAUUGCAGUGCUGGAGCCGGUAGGACUGGUUGCUUCAUUGCCAUUGACACCAUGCUUGACAUGGCUGAGAAUGAAGGGGUGGUGGACAUCUUCAAUUGCGUGCGUGAGCUCCGGGCACAGAGAGUCAACCUGGUGCAGACAGAGGAGCAGUAUGUGUUUGUGCAUGAUGCCAUCCUGGAAGCAUGCCUCUGUGGCAACACUGCCAUCCCUGUGUGUGAGUUCCGCUCUCUCUACUAUAACAUCAGCAGGCUGGAUCCCCAAACGAACUCCAGCCAGAUCAAAGAUGAGUUUCAGACACUAAACAUUGUGACCCCUCGUGUCCGGCCAGAGGAUUGUAGCAUUGGACUCCUGCCCCGGAACCAUGAUAAGAAUCGGAGCAUGGACGUCCUGCCUCUGGACCGCUGUCUGCCCUUCCUCAUUUCAGUGGAUGGAGAGUCCAGCAACUACAUCAAUGCAGCACUGAUGGAUAGCCACAAGCAGCCUGCCGCCUUUGUGGUCACUCAACACCCUCUUCCCAACACUGUGGCAGACUUCUGGAGGCUGGUGUUCGAUUAUAACUGCUCCUCUGUGGUGAUGCUGAAUGAGAUGGACACUGCUCAGCUCUGUAUGCAAUACUGGCCCGAGAAGACCUCUGGGUGCUAUGGACCCAUCCAGGUGGAGUUUGUCUCUGCAGACAUCGAUGAAGACAUCAUCCACAGAAUAUUCCGCAUCUGUAACAUGGCUCGGCCACAGGAUGGGUAUCGUAUAGUCCAGCACCUCCAGUACAUUGGCUGGCCUGCCUACCGGGACACACCUCCUUCCAAGCGCUCUCUACUCAAAGUAGUCCGACGACUGGAGAAGUGGCAGGAGCAGUAUGAUGGGAGGGAGGGACGCACUGUGGUCCACUGCCUAAAUGGGGGAGGCCGCAGUGGAACCUUCUGUGCCAUCUGCAGUGUGUGUGAGAUGAUCCAGCAGCAAAACAUUAUUGAUGUGUUUCACAUCGUGAAAACAUUGCGGAACAACAAAUCCAACAUGGUGGAGACCCUGGAACAGUAUAAAUUUGUAUACGAGGUGGCACUGGAAUAUUUAAGCUCCUUUUAG
Castor canadensis (American beaver) is the source of this 2177-nucleotide messenger RNA. The record is from RefSeq and is a predicted model, not a curated record. Lineage: Eukaryota; Metazoa; Chordata; Mammalia; Rodentia; Castoridae.